This is a messenger RNA of Colletotrichum gloeosporioides, 1536 nucleotides long. RefSeq lists its product as uncharacterized. The transcript is spliced from 3 exons. Lineage: Eukaryota; Fungi; Ascomycota; Sordariomycetes; Glomerellales; Glomerellaceae. Bases 1 to 1536 code for a protein of 511 amino acids. The record is from RefSeq and is a predicted model, not a curated record.
AUGACACUCAAGCGAACAGACUCUGAGAAGAUCGGCCCGGCAUAUCUCCCGUACGAAGUCUUCCUGCGCAUCGUCGAAGCGCUUAUCGAGGACGUUUUCGACUGGGAAGAGCCAGUUGAUUGGGAUCUCAGAUACCAAUAUGAUUCCUCGUCCAGGAUUUUCAUCAACUACGAAUCCCGCCAGAUGGUCAACAGAGUGCUCCCCCGGGCCGCCAUGCUAAACGAGGACGGAAGCGUGGCUUGGAUCGAGGCAUGGCUGCGCCCGGACAUUGAUGCUUUCAUUCUCUUCUACACCAAGUCUCCUGGUCUCGACUUCAACCAAAUGUGCUUCAAUGCAGCUUUGACUUACCCAUCCUCCCGCAACGCAUUUGUUCGUCACAUCGAAUACGUCCGUCUCCAAAGUUAUGACUGGAUCACCGACGUCAAUGACGACGAUCUCGCCGCGCUCGCUACCCUUCCCAAUUUUCAGGUGAUCCAGAUGGAGGUUCGCCGCAUUAUCUACCUUUACAUGGAACAACCUGUUCACUUCGGAUUCCGCCAGAUCAACUAUGAAGCCUUUCCUUGCUUAGCUCUCGCUGCUACACGACUGGGCAGCUGCCAACACAACCUCCGCACCGAAGUUCACACAACUGGGAACAAGAUGUCAGACAUCCAAAUCUUCUCCUUCCAACCUAAGGAGGCACCUCAGCCCAUGCCGCUGCGGGAAACCCCGCCUGGCAAGGUUGGACCAGCUUCUCUUCCGCGCGAACUCUUCCUGAAGAUCGUCGAUUCGCUCGUUAACGACGUUACGGCCUGGGAGACACCCGCAAGCUGGAAGCUUGAGUACUGCUACGACGCCCCGUCCAAGCUGGUCGUCAAAGAGCAACAAAUGACAAUCGCCGAAGCCUCGCACUCGCAAAACAAGCGCUUCCAGCGAUCCCGCCUUCCUUCACAAAUCGACCGCGAGACCCGCCUCAUGGUCAACAAGAAGCUCGUCCGAAUCACCAUGUUGACCGAGAAUGGGGCCAUUUCACCCAUUAACGCAUGGGUUCGCCCCGACAUCGACCGCUUCGUUGCGUUCUGCGCCGCCGGCAAAGAUCUCCGCAACCAGGAGCUGCACGCCAGACAAGCAAUGACUCUCCCAACCCCUACUUGCGAGAGCUUGAUCAAUUCCAUCCAGCGACUCCACUUUCCGAAGCUUGAGUAUAUCUCUCGCAAGAACGCCGCCGCAAUCGCUUCCUUCGCUGCCCUCCCUCAUCUCAGAGAGAUCAGCACCGUCGUCGGAAACUGGGCACCGGAUUACAACGAACGUAUCGUGCACCACGGAAUUAGGAAGAUCGACCAAAAGACCUACCCGACCUUGCACAACUGGGCACAACGCCACGAGUCAACUUUCGCGUCCAUCUUUCGGCCCCUCAAGAACAAGGGUGUCAAGCUCUUAGUUGACAUCAUGAUCGGUGACAACCCGUUCCUUGAGAUUUGCGACACCGAGAAGGGAAUUCGCAUCAAGACUCUCAUUGCCAACUGCAACUGCUGCAGCCAUGACAAGCUUUAUUGA